AUGUCCGAGUACUCCACAUCCAACACCGAAGACCUCAGCUUGCCCAAGGCCACAGUCCAGAAGAUCAUUGGCGAGAUCUUGCCUAAGGACAUCGCCAUCACCAAGGAGGCUCGCGAGGCCAUCACCGAAUGCAGCAUUGAGUUCAUCAUGAUGCUCUCCACACAGUCCAACGACAUUGCCGAGAAAGAGGCCAAGAAGACGAUAGCGUCGGACCAUGUGAUCAAGGCGCUCGAGGAGUUGGACUUCAAGAACUACCUCGAGAUCAUCCAGAAGAUUCUCGACGAGCACAAGGAGUUGCUCAAGGGCAAGGAGAAGAAGAACAACAAGUUCCAGAACUCGGGACUCUCGGAGGAGGAGUUGUUGAGGCAGCAGGAGGAGUUGUUCAAGAAGUCCCGCGACAGGUUGCAGAGCACCACCGGGGGCGACGAGGACGGAGCUGUCAAGAUCGAGUAG
This is a messenger RNA of Suhomyces tanzawaensis NRRL Y-17324, 453 nucleotides long. It is a transcript of the gene NCB2, whose product is annotated as negative cofactor 2 transcription regulator complex subunit. Gene Ontology annotation, molecular function: protein heterodimerization activity; TBP-class protein binding; general transcription initiation factor activity. Gene Ontology annotation, biological process: negative regulation of transcription by RNA polymerase II; RNA polymerase II preinitiation complex assembly; positive regulation of transcription by RNA polymerase II. Gene Ontology annotation, cellular component: negative cofactor 2 complex. The coding region runs from base 1 to 453 and encodes 150 amino acids. The record is from RefSeq and is a predicted model, not a curated record. Lineage: Eukaryota; Fungi; Ascomycota; Pichiomycetes; Serinales; Debaryomycetaceae. The transcript has a single exon.